UCACAUUCGAACAGUUGUUUUAACUAUGUUGUGCUUUUCAACUCUUCUCGCUAUACUCGGACUACUCCUCGCCGUAGAUUCAUCUGUCGACGAGCCCGGACAAAGACUGGUAGAAAGACGCUACAGGGGAUUAAAGUUCGGAGCUACAAACCAGGACUACGUUCUCUUCAAGCCAAGAAUGGAACCAGUACAGGAAUCCUACUCGCUGUGCGGAUGGGUAAAGAAGAUACUAUCUGGUGAAAGAAAGUACUGGUUUGCUUACGGAACAUCUAGUGAUGUCAAUGAGAUUUAUUCAUCAGAUAACGGAUUCUUCCGCACGUUGAGCACCUAUGUAGAUACGAGGAGCAAGGUAACUGAGCAGCUAGGAACAUGGAGACAUGUCUGCAAUACGUGGAGUCUCACUACUAGAACAGUUAGUGUGUACUAUGAUGGGUUACUUCUCGGAUCAGUCACAACCCCCUCUGGUAAGAGGCUUGGUCUAGACGGGUAUGUUAUACUGGGCAAUGAGUUUAACUCAUACGGAAGUAACUUUAUUUUUCCAUUUGGUGGUGAACUGUUCAAGGUGAACAUGUUUGAUAAAGAACUGAGUGCUGCUGAAGUGAACGAAAUGGCGGACGGAGGUCUCUGUUCAGAAGUAGAAGAUAAAUAUGGACGAAGUAGGUAUCUGAAAUGGGAAGACAUGCUUCUUGAGGAGAAAUCAGGAGAUGUCACUGAGAUCGACGUUGGCUGCACCCCUGAACCAAAAGAGAAAGAUGAAGUGGUAGAAACCAACAGUACAGAGGACUGUGAAUGUGAGCAGGGGAACGGAACAACAUUCAGCCGCUGGGACCUGCUACGAGGAGAGAAGUUCUUCAACAAGACGGUCUCCGUGGAGUUAGUUGAAGAACUGAAACAGACAUGGGAAAUUCUAGGAGAUUUCAAAGGAGCAACAGUGACAGAAAGGUUUAUCUCCCACUUCAAGUUCUUUCACGACGGGCAAACUUGCAGCUGAUUGGACUGAAUACUCUUCAGUGUGUAACAUGUAACCGAGGACAUAGUAAUUGUAAACUUCAAAUAAUUGAAUACGAACAGUUUUGUUUGAUCUCAAUCAGUUUUUAAUCGUUUUACAGUCUUUUAGUUUAAAACUACGAUUGAACUAACCGAGUCAUUAAUGAUUUCGUAAGUUUUUUUUUUCUAAUUUAGUAAGUUUUUUUAAGUUAGUUACAAUAACUUGUUAAACAUUACAUUUAUGAUCUUUAAAUUGGAUUGGAGAACACGUUUUUCCGCUCAAAACUUAGCGAGACGUGACAAUGGCUCGAUAAUAGAUACGCUAAAAAUUCUGUUUAUAAUUACGUCAAUAAUUACAUUGCUAACUAUUCUAUAAAUUACGCUAAUAAUUACAAGUUGGUUCUUUUCUACUCAUCGUGUGUUGUGUAAUACAAAGUUAUCUGUUUGUAACUUACUGUUUAAUUCGAUACGAAUUUCUAU
Messenger RNA from Bolinopsis microptera, 1467 nucleotides. Its product is annotated as C-reactive protein 3.3-like. Bases 26 to 991 code for a protein of 321 amino acids. The record is from RefSeq and is a predicted model, not a curated record. The transcript has 2 exons. NCBI's taxonomy places the organism in Eukaryota, Metazoa, Ctenophora, Tentaculata, Lobata, Bolinopsidae.